AUGAAGCUUCACGCUCUUAUGCUUUUCCUUCUUGCCCCUCUUGCAGCUUCGGCUGCUCUCCCAGAGGUCAACAAUGGAGUAGUCGAUGACAACAAUGUUGCGACUCCCGCCAACGGAGCUGUUGAGGACUUUGCUACCCACGCUGACGUGACUACCCUCAAAGCUAAUGGGGAUGAUACUGCCACUCGUAUCUGCGAGAGUCUCGAUUCCUGCGGAUAUGGUGAGCUUUGCAUUGAUGGAAAAUGCGUCAUUGGAAUCUACCCCGAGCUUGCCACGCGUGAUGAGGGAACCAACCUCGGCACUGAGGGUGGACCGCGUCGCUGCAACAAUAUCAACCUCUGGUGCCCUCCUCAUCAGUUCUGCUACCGCAGCGUUUGCGUUAGCAUUGGUGCCCUCGGUGCCCGUGCUGAUGGAGCCCUCCAUGAAGAGACUCGUUGCCGCAUGAACAUGGAUUGCCCCCCCAGCCAGUCUUGUGUUGGCGGAGAAUGCCGUAGCAGAAUCCCUCCUGUGGCUUGA
This is a messenger RNA of Aspergillus lentulus, 516 nucleotides long. RefSeq lists its product as uncharacterized. The record is from RefSeq and is a predicted model, not a curated record. Lineage: Eukaryota; Fungi; Ascomycota; Eurotiomycetes; Eurotiales; Aspergillaceae.